Messenger RNA from Cheilinus undulatus (humphead wrasse), 6179 nucleotides. It is a transcript of the gene shroom2a, whose product is annotated as shroom family member 2a. The record is from RefSeq and is a predicted model, not a curated record. Gene Ontology annotation, biological process: actin filament organization. Lineage: Eukaryota; Metazoa; Chordata; Actinopteri; Labriformes; Labridae. Bases 293 to 5077 code for a protein of 1594 amino acids. Gene Ontology annotation, molecular function: actin filament binding. Gene Ontology annotation, cellular component: adherens junction; apical junction complex; apical plasma membrane. The transcript is spliced from 11 exons.
CUACCUCUCAUGACUGUGUCAGUGUGCCGUUCUCAGUCCGACUAUGAAGCAGGAUACUGACUGAAGUGCUUCUGCGUCUGAAACAGAGGGAAGUCGCUGGUUUUUACACCCAAAAACUUUUUUCCGCCUGCAAAACUGGCUGGUGAACCAUCAUAGAGUGAUUUAUCUGAGGAUAAAACGGGUAAAAGAUUGGGUAUGCGUUACGUUAUCCGGGGAUAUACAUGUAGCUGCGUGCCACCUCGAGGGAGCUUUCGUGUUCACCGGUUUAGCAAGAAGUUCAAUUCUCAGCACUAUGGAUACUGAGGGUUAUAAAGAUGAUCAACACUACGCAGAACCAGAGAGGCUUUGGCAUGUGAGGCAAAAAUCAGAAGAUCUGGAUCUAAGGAGCAGAGAUGGGGAGGGCUUCAUCCUGGUGGAAGCUUUUCUUUCAGGAGGAGCACCGUGGGGAUUCACGCUCAGAGGGGGGCUGGAACAUCGAGAACCUCUGCUCAUCACCAAGGUGGAGGAGGGCAGUAAAGCAGCAGCUGUGAGCCUCCAGGUAGGAGACGAGCUUGUCAACAUCAACGAGAUUCCCUUGAGUGGUUACAGACAGGAGGCGAUCUGCCUGGUGAAAGGCUCCCACAAGACCCUAAGUCUGGUGGUGAAAAGGCGGAAUGAACCCAUAAGUAGGCCUCACUCCUGGCACUCCACCAAAUUCAACGAAAACCAAUCAGAGCCAGCAAAAACUCUGUUUCCACCCACAGCAAUCUGGCACACCAGAUAUGAUGCAAGCUCUUCUUCCAAUGACCUCUCCUCCAGCUGGAACCAGACAAACCUUCGCAGAGUGUCCGACCAGUUCAGCUCUCUGGGCAGUAUGGACAGCCUAGAACAUGUCUCACACUCAUAUCCUGCUGGCCAGCUGUCACCUGCCAAGUCCAACAACAGUAUGGAGCACCUGGGAGGAGGGAAACGAGACUCGGCCUACAGCUCCUUCUCCACCAGCUCAGGCACACCAGACUACACCCUCUCAAAGAGCAGUACUGCCUCCACAGAGAACAUGCUCUACAAGGUCAGUCAGUGGGACUCUGGAGGAAAGCACAACAGCAGAAACAGCCAGAAUCAGAUGGAGGGAGUCAAGCAGGAUGAUCGGAUGGCAUACCUUCAGAUACCUGGAGUCGGCACAGCCAGUGAGGGUGCGCAGACUGAGGAAGCACCUGGAUCCCGCCAUUCCACUUCAAGUCGAACCAGCUGUGGACCUGUUUGGCACGUUCCUGAGAAAAAGAAGACUACUUCCCCCUCUCCUCCACCUCCACCUCCACCUGCUCGUAGUGAUAGCUUUGCUGCAACUAAAGUGCAUGAAAGAGGACUCAUUGUAGCUCACCCUGAAACACUAGAGCCUUAUGUCCCCUCUAAGACUCCUCCUGAAAAUCACAUGAGCCACAAACUUCCCCUGAAAAAUGACAGUGAUGGUUUUUACCCCACAGCAGAUAAGUCAAAUCAGUUCAACUCAAACAAGCAGUUCUCUCUGUCCAGCGGUGAUGUUUGGCAAGGCCACCAGAGGCAUCACAGUGACAAAAGCACUUUUUACUCUCAGCCCUGGGCUGUAUCUGCACCAAAGCCACAGAACAUAGGUGGCUACUAUAGUAGCCUGCAGGAGCUGCCCACCAAUGGUUCACUCCAGUUUGGUCAGAACCAGAAAAGGAACUUAAGCACCUCAACCGCUGACCCAAACACAGAGAGCAGCGGGCAAAACAGAUACUACUGCGUCACUACAUGUCAGCCGAACAUGCAGCCCAUGCAGGGAAAACCAGAGCACAGGACUGUAGACAUAAUACAGACUGCUAAUGAGCAAAACUCGUUGAGCCAACAGACUGUCCCCAAAGUGAAGUAUCAAGUGGCUCAACAGCAGCAAUACUCCUCUCACACUAAAGAGAACAAUGCAUACAACAAGCACCAAGUCCCCCCUGCACAGCAAGCCUCUGCACCAAAAUCCAGCCAUGAUGAUCAGGAACGCCAGCCAGGUCAGAAAGUACAUCAUACCGAGGCUCAGUUCAUGAGUUAUCCUCUGAGCAGACACUCUGAACAGCACAGAGAAUUACCACCAGACAUGAGGCAUCACAGCAACAAGAUCUCCCCUCAUGCAACCCCCAUGCUGCACGCUCUGUCUCUGGAUGUCACCGGCCAUGAAGACAAAAUUAGAAUCCCAGAGUCUGACGAGUCACCUGAAGGCAAACAAGUGAGACGGAGCGAACGCUUCGCCACCACAUUAAAGAAUGAAAUCCAGAUGAGACGAGCCAGGCUGCAGAAAAGUAUGAGUGCAGCAACACUUCCUGGUUCAGAGGGGGAGACUGAAGGUGAUCAGGAUGUCUGGAAGUCGACAGAAAGUACUACUUUGACUCCUUUAGACAGGCCGUUCACCAACACCUACAAAGACAAUCUAAAGGAAGCACAGGCAAGGGUACUGAAGGCGACAUCUUUCAGGAGGAAAGACCUGGAGCCUGUGUUGUUAGAGCACCCUCCAGGUGAGACCAUGCCUAACUACUCAUCCUCAGCACUGACUCAUAAAGAGGGCCCUCCUCUGCCAACUGUCUCUGAGGCUGGUCUGAAUAAAUCAGGAUCUGCUGGGGGUCAAGUGACUCGCAUUGGUGGUCGUAAGCGUUUUUCUGCAGAGAAAAAAGUGAGGUCUUUCUCAGAACCAGACAAAAUCCAUCAAGUUGGAGUGAAGGGAUAUCUCCCUGAAAAUGAGAAUGCUGGCUCCUCACAAGACCAGCAGAAUCUUUUCAUAGAGCCAACAUUUUCCAAUCCAACUCCCCCUCAGACUAACACAGACAUCCCCAUAGAGACUAACACCCAAGGUGUAGUCUCCACCAGUGAAACAGAUGAGACAGUAAAAGGCACAAGGAGCAGAGAAUACACAGAAGUGGUCCAGGGAGGCCCUCUUUCAGCACACAAGCUGUCCGUCCUUGAUCAGCAAAGACUGGGAACAUUUGCUGAGUAUGAGGCAAGGUGGAACAUAGAGAAGAAAAACCCAGAGUCAAGAGCCACAGGACGGUACAAGUCAGCUGAUAACAUCCUGGACAAUGGAGCAGACGAGAAAAACAAAACAGCCUGUUUCCACGAGAGAUCCAGAUCAUCUCCUUCAGCAGACUUCUAUGGACAGAAAAUUCAAGUUCCUGCAAGACGGUCUGAGACAGAAUAUUCUCAGACGGAAAGUAAACCUGCUGAACAGCUCAGUGCUACUACAGAAUUCUCUGAUAGGGGGCCAGGAGACUGUAAAAUAAGAGAAAAGUCAGCAGAGUUUGAACUCUACCCAGCGCCACCCCCUCCGCCCAUGACAGGAGCCAACCCCGACUGCAGACACAGAGCAGCCCCAGCACCCGUGAACCUCAGACCCUUGUCUAUCACCCACAGCCUCACAGAGUCCGCCCACCCUCAGCACCGUGACCCCACCGAGCUGCCAUCUGGACCCUGGAAGAAGCCCCCCUCACGUCCAAGUUACCAAGAGGUCAAGUCCCAUGAGUCCCUCAGUGGUUCCCAGAGCGAAAUCUUCACCCACUGCCCUCCUAACGCUGCCCCUAACCCCGCCUCAGCCCCAGCCAACUCUGCAAAGUUAGAUUCAGAGCAGGGAAAAGGGCUGGUGGACAAAGGACACCAUCUAUCAACCUCCAGUCCUCAGGCUGCCUUCCCUCCCCCAGCGUCCUCCUGCAGAGCUGUGACAGCCACCAUGGAGGGGCAGCGCUCCCCAUCGCCACAGUUUUCCCCACAGAGACUCAGCGACAAACCUCCGGUUUCUCUACAGCAUGAAGACGUAAAUAGAAUGGAGCAUGUGAUAGAAAACCAAACCUCUGCAGCCAGGAAUGUUCCCAUCAGGAUCGUUCGCUCAGAGGAGACUUCAGAGAAGGAGAACAGUCCUUUUCUGUGGCACAGUGACCCUCCUGCCAUCGACUCCCAUGGUCCUGUUGUGACGAGGCUCGGUGGUCUGGGAGCUGCAGGACACAGCUCUGUUUUCUGUGCCUUCACUCGGCAGAGGGAGCCCAAAGCUCAAACGGACCCUCAGCCCCAGAAAGAAAUGUACAUGAGCGCUGUCAGAGAUCCCAUUGGCUCUGACAGUCAGCAGCUGCUGCAGCCCACAGACGAGCCCAGCAGCAACAGAGCAACCUCAAAAACCACGGGGGCGUCUGACGAGGACCUGAAGAGGGAGGAGCUGGCCCGAGACAUCAUGGGAAAGGACAAAUCACUGGCUGAUAUUCUGGACCAGAGAAAGAUGAAGACCACCAUGGACCUGAUGGAGGGGCUCUUUCCUCAGGACAAGCAGCUGCUGGAGGGAGCUCAUCAACGCAGGAAGGCGCCGACCAAGCAAACAGUUCCCCGUCCUGCUGAGGAAAGGGAAAAGGAGGUCAGUAUGACUGCAGCUGUUGCCAUGGUAACCAGCUCCACAUAUUACAGCACCUCUGCUCCCAAAGCUGAACUUCUCAUCAAGAUGAAGGACAUGCAGGAGGAGGAGGAGGAGGGCUCUGAGGAUGAGCUGGACAUCGACCUGGCCAAUAAAAAGCAAGAGCUGAUCAACAGCCUGACCAAGAAGCUGCAGGUCCUGCGGGAGGCAAGGGAGAGUCUUCAGGAAGACGUCCUGGACAACAACGCUCUGGGAAACGAGGUGGAGGCUCAAGUCCAGCAGGUCUGCAAACCCAAUGAGCUGGACAAGUUCAGGAUGUUUGUGGGAGACCUGGACAAGGUGGUCAGCCUGCUGCUGUCUCUGUCGGGACGUCUGGCCCGAGUAGAGAACGCCCUCAACAGCUUAGAAGAGGACGCUACGGCAGAGGAGAAGCGUACGUUGCUCGAGAAGAGAAAGCUGCUAAUCAGACAGCAUGAGGAUGCCAAGGAGCUGAAGGAGAACCUGGACCGUCGGGAGCGUGUGGUUUACGACAUCCUGGCAAACUACCUGCAGGAGGACAGCCUCGCAGACUACGAGCACUUUGUCAAGAUGAAGUCAGCGCUCAUCAUCGAGCAGCGCAAGCUGGAGGACAAAAUCAAACUGGGCGAGGAGCAGCUCAAGUGUCUGACAGACAGCCUGCCCAUCGAUCAGAGACUGUCCUUUUGAGCACCGUUUUUGACUUAAAGAGCCUGAAGUCUGAGUUUAGGGACAGCUUUUGUUGCUCUGAGUUUCAAUUGAGCGCUGCGUCCAGCAGAGGGAGGUAGAGAAUCUGCAAGAAAAACAGGCUGCUGCAUUUUCUGACAUGUUUUGUCCUGAUUUCCUCUGCCAUAACAACACAUGGACUUAAAGCAUCCUUAAGAAGUUCCUUACACCACCCCACCACUGUAUCUAAUGUCCGUUACACCAUUUUUGCUUUCUUUUUAUGGUUUUUUGUUCCUUUUAUAGUAAUUUAUUGUAGUCUUUUGAAUCCGUACUGAAGGGGGACAGUAUUUUAUCUUCAUCAGAUAUCAGCCACCAUGGAACCUGACGUAUUUAUCAUGUCACAAUACUGUCUUCAUCAGAACCUGGCCGGAUGUUUCAAUAAACACCAGUGUUUUUCUUCACAAAUAUAUCUAAACUAGUGGCCUUUUAUUAAGAUUUGUGUGCCCUGCUUUCCUCUCUGAAGACGCCUUUUUCUUCCAAAAUGAACUGAAGAUAAAGAAGUCGUUGAAUGUACCUGUAAGGAGAAACUGGUCGUUUUUAAAGAGCACUUGUUCAACUUCACCAAACAGAAGAACAGCAGCACUUCACAUCAGACUGUAUCUCCAGUGAGAUCCACAUCUGAAGUGCCUGUGGAGUCACUGCCAACCUUGAAUUUAUGAUUUUACCACAUUUAAGUUGACCAAGUGUUUGUGUAUGUUGUCUUAUAACUUCACCGUGUUUUGUUACUCACGGUGCAGAUGCUAAUUGCAUAGUUACCACCGCUGUUACUUGACUCUUAGAUCAAUUUCAUCACUGAAAUGUUUCAGGUUUAUUCUGCAGCCAUGUGUGAAGGACCAUGGCUGCAAACCUUGACCUGACUCAGUCUCUGAAAUGUUCAAUUCCAGACUGUAUGGAUAAAAUCAGCCUCAUUAGAGCAUGUUUGUUCUGCACAUUUAGCUUCACACGCUUCACACGCUUCAUGCACUGUCCCAGGCCGACUCCUUAACCCUUUACCAGCUGUGCUCCUUUAUAUCAAAUAAAAGAGUCUGCUUGAACCAUAAAGGAGUGUGUGACUGAUUUCCUCCUC